UCCCCCGCACGCCCCCUCUCACGGCUCUGCGCAGGCGCAAUGCUCACUAGGCGCGCGGAGGAGCCCACGAGGCGCAUGCGCGGUGCUGUGCCCGCCGCCGCUGUGGUGUCGCCGCUGCCGCCGUAGCCGCCGUUGCCACCUCCCUGCCGGCAAGUGUGGGAAGGAGGAGCCGAGGGCCGCCGCCGCCGUUGCCGCCAUGGGGAGGAAGUCGAGCAAAGCAAAGGAGAAGAAGCAGAAACGGUUGGAGGAGCGAGCAGCCAUGGAUGCCGUCUGUGCCAAAGUGGAUGCCGCCAACAGGCUUGGAGACCCUCUAGAGGCUUUCCCAGUGUUCAAGAAAUAUGAUCGAAAUGGGUUAAACGUGUCCAUUGAAUGUAAGCGAGUGUCUGGACUGGAGCCAGCCACCGUGGAUUGGGCUUUCGACCUGACCAAAACCAACAUGCAAACCAUGUAUGAGCAAAGCGAGUGGGGCUGGAAGGACCGAGAGAAACGGGAGGAAAUGACAGAUGACCGAGCCUGGUAUCUCAUUGCUUGGGAAAACAAGUCGGUCCCUGUUGCCUUUUCUCACUUCCGGUUUGAUGUGGAGUGCGGGGAUGAAGUCCUGUACUGCUACGAAGUGCAGUUGGAAAGCAAGGUACGGCGGAAAGGCCUGGGGAAGUUCCUCAUACAGAUCCUGCAGCUCAUGGCCAAUAGCACACAGAUGAAGAAAGUUAUGUUAACGGUAUUUAAGCACAAUCAUGGCGCCUACCAGUUCUUCAGAGAAGCGCUGCAAUUUGAAAUCGACGACUCUUCCCCCAGCAUGUCUGGUUGCUGUGGGGAGGACUGCUCCUACGAGAUCCUGAGCCGGAGGACCAAGUUUGGGGACAGUCAGCACUCGCAUGCGGGCGGGCACUGUGGUGGCUGCUGCCACUGAACCCCCAAGCCAGGACACUCUCUCCAAGGCCUGUCCUCUCCCCAGGUGCCCUCAGAGCUGUGGCCUCCUCAGCCCUGCCCGUGCCAGGCUGCAUCCUGAGAGCGCAGACCCUGGGGAGGAGUGGUCCGAGCUGCCCCUCCUGUCUCCUGGAAGAGCAGAGUACCAGUGGGGAGCAGAGAGGAGAGGAUGCUGAGGGAAGAGCUGGCAGAAGCCGGGGCAUGAAGUCAUCCUCGCACAGAGGCUGCCUUCUCACUCCACUCUUGUGCCCUUGAGCAUGAGACUCCCAGUCUUCUCUGUAGCUAGAUUCCUGAUAGUCCCCACCCCCUGCCCUGCACACACACGCACGCUUGGACAAGCGGAGCGUUUAUACCCACCUUUAUGAAAGUCCUGGGAGUCCUGGGUCGGGAUCUGGCUGGUCCCCAAAGAGGAAUGGGCUCAGUGUAAGGUCUGGGAAUAGAGAGGCUUCAGAGAGACUCAUGCAUUGUGGACGCAACACUCUGAUGGAGACUAUGGGGAGGUCUUUUAUGCCACAACACAGGGAAGCAAGGGCGCUCUUUCUAGCUUUUAUGGAUCCACGGAGUGGAGUCAUCCCAGGGCACCAGCCAACUCUGGGAAGAAGGCUGCCUCCUUCUCCGUCGCUGUGAGAGGAGCUGAGAGGACCAGGAACAAAGGAUCGAAUGGAGCCCGCCAUGGGGACAGUUGCUUCUUUGGGCUUUUGGACUUUGCUGCAUUCUAAGCAAACCUCUUGAUCUCAUGGCAGUGACUGACUAGAGUGUUUCAUUCAUAGGAAAAAGCCAGAGGUCCUGCCUGUUCCUGUCCCCUCACUACUCUUUCUCCCCCUGCCUCUCACCUCCACCCCAGAUACCUCUGUUCUUACUCUCAAGGGGGAAUAACAUCAGGGAGCCCAUCAUCGUCCCCCAGGAGGACCCCUUGUUCCUGGCAUGUUCAGUGCCAUUUCCGCUCAUAUCUUGGUGCUGAUAGCUCUCUGUGGGGGGGCAUCCCUCUUCAGAGAGCCCCCAGCCAGCAGCAGGCCCUCUGCCUGCGCUCCCCAGCCUCGCCCCUUGCUGCCUCAGUGAGGCACUAGUACCACUGCCCUGGCUGGCAGCUCAGGCUGCAGCAGGAACCGCCUAGGUGGCCACGUCACCCUGUGGCAGCAGGCUGGAGCAGGGGAGAAGGCCUUCGUCUUCUCACAGGACAGGGUGCAGGGUCAGAGCUUACACUCGCCCUGAUCUGUAGGCCUUGUUCCCGCUCCAGGGAAAAAAACGACCAAAUUCUUAUCCAGGAAAAAACACCUAACACCCCCUCCCCCCUUAAACAUACUUGAGGCCUGCGUUAGGGAGUGUCCUAAAGUUCUAGCCUUUGAAGUUGCUGUCCUGGAAGUCGGGGUCCUUCUGACCUCAGAAUCUGCUCACAGCCCUCCUCUGCCCCGACUCAGGCAUCUGUGCUGGGGACCUCCCCAGAGCUGUUCCUGCUUCUCCCCCAGACCCUGCCUGUGCAGGGGCCUGUGCACAGCCUCUACCUGGCCCAGCCCCCGCUGAGCAUUCUGUGUUGCUCUUGACCCCGCCAGCUGUGGCAUGGGUCACUGCCUUGGAGAGGGCCCUGCAGCUUUACACUGGAAUAAGCCCACCCGUGCCCUUGUCCUGCUGGCUCCCAGGGGAUUUUACUCAUGGGAGAGAGUUUCAGUUGUUGGGAGGGCAUUGGUGGGCUCCUUCCAAGAAUCAUGGAACAACAAGCAUGCUUAGGAAGAGUUUUCUCUAAUCCCUGUCUUUCAAAGGACAUAGAAUGAUAACUAUUUAUUGUCUUAGAUCAUGGAUUUCUGAUACCUCCCACUCAAGGGGACCAAAAGGAACCCCCAGUGUAAAUCCCGCAUAAGGUGAGUUCAGUGUAUGUUGUCUCUUUCCAGUAAUAGGACACCUGGAACCGAGCCCAUUGGUGCCUGGGGCGCUUGGUGCCAUGCCCUGCCUGUCCAGCCUCUGGCAGCCACCUCGGAAGGGCUGCUCGGGACGUCAGGGCUGGGGCAGGCGAGGCCUCGCUGCCUGAGUCAGCACGUCGCUCUUGUCGCUGUUGAGCCCGUUCAGUUCUUAACCAUCAGUCUUUCUCCACUUCCCCAGGUCUUGGUUUUGAGAAACAUAGCAGGCCUUUACCAGGCUUUUUUGUUGUUUGUUUGGGGCACAUUAAAAUAUUCUUUAAGAUUUUUUCUUUUUAGUUGUAUCCACUCUUAUUUCAGGUUAUUUUUGUUGAUGUCAAAUGUGCACAUGACAUGUGUAUGGUUCUUUUUAACCCUUUUUUUUAGAGGAAACUUUGAAGAUAAACUCCUUGAUAUAUAUUUUUUCUUUAGCAACUUGUUAUCACUGGAAUCAAAGGGAAAAAAUGAUCUCUUUUUGCAUUGGUUGUAUUUGUAUGUCACGAAUAAAAGAUACUUUGUUCAG
Hipposideros armiger (great roundleaf bat) is the source of this 3339-nucleotide messenger RNA. RefSeq names its product N-alpha-acetyltransferase 40, NatD catalytic subunit (gene NAA40). Gene Ontology annotation, cellular component: nucleus. Gene Ontology annotation, molecular function: histone H4 acetyltransferase activity; histone H2A acetyltransferase activity; protein N-terminal-serine acetyltransferase activity. The transcript has 8 exons. Lineage: Eukaryota; Metazoa; Chordata; Mammalia; Chiroptera; Hipposideridae. Bases 197 to 910 code for a protein of 237 amino acids. The record is from RefSeq and is a predicted model, not a curated record.